Molecule: messenger RNA, 939 nt
Organism: Penicillium verhagenii
Lineage: Eukaryota; Fungi; Ascomycota; Eurotiomycetes; Eurotiales; Aspergillaceae
Product: putative polyadenylation factor subunit CstF64
Exons: 1
Coding region: 1-939 (312 amino acids)
Biological process (GO): mRNA 3'-end processing
Cellular component (GO): mRNA cleavage and polyadenylation specificity factor complex
Molecular function (GO): mRNA binding
Source: RefSeq, a predicted model, not a curated record
AUGGCGCCCGACCGUACAGGCAAAAGUGUGUUCUUGGGGAACAUUCCCUACAGUAAGUCCAUGCAGACCCUGGAAGUUUUCACUUUACAACUGGAAUUGCUGACAAGUCCUGCAGACCUCACUGAGGAACAAGUCAAAGAUAUCCUCAGUACUGCAGGCACUGUCACCAAGUUCCGUCUUAUGAUGAACCCAGAGACCGGUAAACCCAAGGGAUACGGAUUCGCAGACUUUGUCGAUGCCGAUGCCGCAGCUUCAGCUGUUCGAAACCUCAACGAUUAUGAAAUUUUGGGUCGCAAAAUCCGUGUCGACUGGCCUCACAACAACGAGAAAGAUUCCAUCCCCACAGAUUACCCGCAAGAUUCGCAACCUGCACCUCAAGACUCGACACAGCAGAUGCAACAGAUUCCCGGUGCUGCCCCAUUGCCUCCUCUGCCACCAGGUGUCGACGUUCCGCCCGGCCUCGACUGCCCCAAUGCCAUCUCCCAUACUCUCGCUUCGCUCCCUCCAAACCAACUCCUCGAUGUCCUUACACAAAUGAAAUCACUUGCAGUGGCCGACCCUGCUCGCGCAACCGAGCUUCUUCGACAAGCUCCGCAGCUCGCGUAUGCGAUUUUCCAAGCACUGUUGUUGAUGAACCUAGUCGAAUACCAACUUCUCGGAUCCAUCGUUGAACAGGCAUCACAACCACCUCAGCCUGCGGCACACCAACCCUAUCAGUCUUACGGUGCCCCUGGACAGAUUUCAACUCCGCCGGUUGCGUCUACUCCAUUUGCGCCUCCGCCUCCGCAAGCUGCUCAACCCCAACCCGUGGCAGGCCAAGACGAGCUUCUCCAGCAGGUUCUUGCUAUGCCACAAGCCGCUAUUGAUGCUUUGCCCCCGAUGGAACGAAGCCAGAUUAUGCUACUACGUCAACAGUUGAUGCAAGGUGGCAUGCGAUAG